Ilyonectria robusta is the source of this 258-nucleotide messenger RNA. RefSeq lists its product as uncharacterized. Bases 1 to 258 code for a protein of 85 amino acids. NCBI's taxonomy places the organism in Eukaryota, Fungi, Ascomycota, Sordariomycetes, Hypocreales, Nectriaceae. The transcript is spliced from 3 exons. The record is from RefSeq and is a predicted model, not a curated record.
AUGGCCGCCUUUACUCAGCCCAUGCCCAGGGGAUCCGUGCCCAAGGUCGUCCCCGUCAUGAUGGUCGUCGGAAGUGCCGCCGCCCUCUUCACCUUCAUCAACAGCCAGCUCAACCGCCAGUCCAACAAGUUUGACCGAUUCUUCGACCAGUACAACAGCGCCCAGAGCGAGGCCAGCCGCAAAGCCGCAUUCGAAGGCGCCGUCGAGGACCCCCGAAAGAGCUUCUACAACGUCCUCGGCUGGAAGCCCAGCAACUGA